GGGCGCUCGCGCAGUCAUGGCGGCCUUCCGCGACAUGGAGGAGUUGUGCCAGGGGCUGCUGAGCCUCCUGGGCGACAGACCCCAGGAAGCCCGAGCUGAGGGGCCUCCGCCUUCUCCCCCACCCGCAGAGAUCCUCAAGGCUGAGAAGGAUGUGGCCCAGAGCCUUCUUGAUGCGAAGGAGCAGGCGUGCCAGGGGGGUGCUGAAUUGCAGCAGAUUGAAGCCAAACUUCAGAAGGCCAGCGAGGAGGACACCCACCUGAAGGCCAGCCUCCUUCAGCUCACCAGGGAGCUGGAGGACCUCAAGGAGGUGGAGGCCGAUCUCGAAAAACAGGAGAAGGAGGUUGACGACGACCCCACGGUCACCAUCCCUGCCGCCAUGUAUGUGGCUCAGCUUUAUCACCGAAUUAGUAAAAUCGAGUGGGAUUAUGAGUGUGAACCGGGGAUGAUCAAAGGCAUCCAUCGUGGCCCCAGCGUGGCCCAGCCCAUCCACCUGGACAGCACCCAGCUCUCCAAGAAAUUCAUCAGCGACUAUCUUUGGAGUUUGGUGGACACGGAAUGGUAGCUGGGAACGGCUCGGACUGUCCUGCACAUAAUGGGAAUCAUUUGUGGUGUGUGGUUAGUGCCUUGGUGGUGAGAUCAGCUUAAAAUUAAAUGUUUAGCCCUGGCCGGUUGGGCUCAGUGGAUAGAACGUCAGCCUG
Myotis brandtii (Brandt's bat) is the source of this 698-nucleotide messenger RNA. It is a transcript of the gene SPC24, whose product is annotated as SPC24, NDC80 kinetochore complex component. The transcript has 5 exons. The record is from RefSeq and is a predicted model, not a curated record. Bases 17 to 562 code for a protein of 181 amino acids. Lineage: Eukaryota; Metazoa; Chordata; Mammalia; Chiroptera; Vespertilionidae.